Molecule: messenger RNA, 363 nt
Organism: Sporothrix brasiliensis 5110
Lineage: Eukaryota; Fungi; Ascomycota; Sordariomycetes; Ophiostomatales; Ophiostomataceae
Exons: 3
Coding region: 1-363 (120 amino acids)
Source: RefSeq, a predicted model, not a curated record
AUGGCUCGCGAAGGCACGCGCUCGCAGACCGGCCACGCCGCGCCACGCGUCUUCCAGACGAUCGACACGGCUCCCGUUAUUGCGCGCAAGAAGUCCACCAAGUCCAAGGCGGCGACCAAGCCUGCGACUGCUGCUGCCGCCGCUGCGAAGCCGACAGGCGUCACCAAGAAGAAGGCGGCGCCCAAGAAGGAAAUCUCCCAGAAGGAGGUGUCCAAGAAGGAGGGUGCUGUUGCCAAGGCCCAGGCGGCGACGAAAAAGGUUGUCAAGAAAGCUGCCGGCAAGACGGAAAAUAAGCCCAAGGCCCCCCUCGUCGGUCCGUCCAAGUCUGUCCCCAAGACGACCGAACCUGUCGCUGCUUCAUGA